Molecule: messenger RNA, 2793 nt
Organism: Nakaseomyces glabratus
Lineage: Eukaryota; Fungi; Ascomycota; Saccharomycetes; Saccharomycetales; Saccharomycetaceae
Gene: RRN6
Product: Rrn6p
Biological process (GO): nucleolar large rRNA transcription by RNA polymerase I; transcription initiation at RNA polymerase I promoter
Cellular component (GO): RNA polymerase I core factor complex
Molecular function (GO): RNA polymerase I transcription regulatory region sequence-specific DNA binding; RNA polymerase I general transcription initiation factor binding
Source: RefSeq, a predicted model, not a curated record
AUGGAAGGGAGAAGAGUGCCUGGCCCACGACCGAUUGGUGCACAGUUGGGUAUUGGUAUUCAAAGUCCCGGGUUAUACAUACCUAGAAACCCUAGGAAUUAUGAUCCUGACGAUGACGAUGAUGCUGAUGAUACAACCUAUAGUGAAAAUGAUGUUAGGCGCAAGAAGCAAAAAACGUGGCUUAAUAGUGUUGAUGAUGCUAUUCCUAAGAACAUCCUUGAUUUUUCUGUGAUUGCAAGUGAGGAAGUAGACACAUCUGAAGGUGCCAAAGUUCUGAGUGAAGCCUUGGUGAAUGAAAUCGAUGAUGAAAUGGAUUUGCUAACAGAUAAUACAGAGAGUGAUGCUGAUAGCAAUCUAGCAGGUGAAGAAUUGCAUAAUAGCUCUAUGAAAUGGCAACUGGGGUGGGAUAGUAUUCAAACAGAUGUACCGAAGGAACUUGAAUUAUAUCCCAGUGUAGAUAUUCAUCACAACUACGAUCUCGCAUAUGCAGCAACUGUUAAUGACAACCCGAGAGAAAACAGCUAUAUACCGAGUGAUAUCAUAAAUGAAAUGGCCCAGAAGGAGAAAGCCAAUAGAAACAAUACGGUCAAUGAUCACAGCGAGAGUAAGAAAUUCACACCUCUUGAUCCUAAUACAGAUUUCCUGGUAGCUAUUGGUAAAGUACUAACCAAAGCUGACAUUAAAAAUGAUCAAGAAGAACGUGCGCUUGUUGCAUAUAGACAUCCACUCUCUCCGUCAAAUUUAAUCAUCACCUAUAUGGAAAAAGAAAAUAUUACUGUGCAAAACAAAGAAAAGGCAGAUAGUAAUGUGAUAAUAUAUAGACCUUCACAAAAGACUUACACAUCGAUAACAAUAAAUCUAAAUUCUGUCAUUAAAUGCAUAAAGUUUUCGAAACUUGCUGAAUCACUGGGUAGCUACUCUGAUAUGGUCGGAGUCUUGACAGAGAAUACUUUAACAGUAAUAAAGCUAAUAAAAUUUGAUGCAAAAGAAAAAAAAAUAGAUUAUACAUUAUUUAACCCGCUAGAAUCGAGAUUAAUUAGCGAUUUUACGAUUGCAGACUUCGAUUUCAAUCCAUGGGACACUGAUAUAAUAGCCACAAUCGAUACCAAAGGUAACUGGUCCAUUAUUGAAAUUCCGACAGUCAAAAAGAAAAUGCCUAAUCCUGAAUCUUUAAACCUGAAGGUCAAAAGUAACCAUUUUGGCUCAAUAUUUGAUAUAGAAGAAAUGUCUAAUUGGAAAAGGAUACGCUGGUCCAACAACCAUACUAGACUUGUAGUAAUGAAUGAAUCACGAUUGAUAGAACUUGAUUUCAAGCAAAAUUGGCAACAAGAAGUUAUACAAGCAAAAACCUGGUCUAAAAUUAGAGAUGUGGUUGACCUAAAUGAUAACUUCAAACUGAUUCUGACAUCGAGGGAGAUCAUUGUUACAACAAUCAAUUCUAGUAAAAAUACGAGAGACUCUAACCAUAAAAUUAAUUUGAAAAGAGAAGUUUCUUGGCUUCAUAAUAUCUCAGAAGAUGAUGCGUCGCUAAGAUGCCGUGUUCAGAAAUACCAAUUUCAGAGAAAGACUCUGUUUUUCGUGUACCUCUAUUCCAAGAGAUUUAAUGUAGUAUAUAUCCAUGGUUUUUCGAUUGGAUAUAAUGAUACUAUCCAAUCAUUUGGCGUAUCAAAGAUUAUCUAUAUACCAGGAAUUUACAAUAUCGACUCAAUUGAUGUUGAAACUUUGGAGAUAAAUGAUUAUUACACUGAUUCCAUUGAUCUCGGUGAUAUUACUUCAACCUUAUUAAUAUACGACAUUGUAGGGAACAAAUUGAUCAACUAUACUCUCAACAACUCCGCUAAUUUCGACAACAUUCAGUUAAACAAUAUGGCGAUAGAACGAUUCAGAGGUCCAUUAGUGAAAUAUCCAAUACCCAAUGUGCAGGCCCUAUUUAAGGAACUACAGAAAGAAUAUUUGUAUGCGAUUAGGCAAUACAGGAAGAUAACAAGGCAAAAGCAAAGAGAUAAUUUGCAGGAUUUUGGUUACGAGUUAUCGCAAAAGCUUAAUAAGGUUAUUGAAGACUCACACGACGUCCGUUCGAAAACUAGCAUAAAAUUGCAAUCACUGAUGCCCAAAAUACCAGUACAAUCUGAUUUAACCGAAAUCCAAUCAUUUUUAGAACAACUAUCGGAGCAUUAUAGUGAAUUAGGUCUAAUAUUUACUAAUGUAAUCAAAACGUUAAACCAAAUUAUUCAUGAAGACAUUCCAACAAUCGAUGUCUUUUACAAUAAGCUUUUACAAUGCUGGUCCAUUGUAGAAUCCAAUGAUCUUAAAAAAGUGGCUGAUAAGGUUACGAAAGAAAUUGUCACCUUGACAGUCUGGAAUGCAAUUAAGUGCACUAAGAAAUCCGACAUCGAUGAGCUACGCAGUUUAAAUUACGGAAAACUAUCAGAGGAGCAGAAAUCAAUUGUUGACCAAUGGGAUCUGACUGACGACCAACUACAAGAUGGUCUUGUCGAUGAUGGUGAAGCUAGCGAGCAGAUCAGAAGACCAGUGCAGUUCUCACAAUACCAGGAAUCACAAUCACAAAUUCCAGUGAUCAAAUCUUCACAAACCGUACGAACUAGGAUAAACUCACAACGCAAGUCCAAAACACCUUCUAGUCAACUAGCACCAUCACAGGCAUCAAUUUUACCAUCUAGCAUGAGCCCAGCAUUCAGUCUGGACUCCCAGCCUCCAUUACUCUCGCAAACAUUCUCUCAAAGCUCUCAACCUAAGAAACGGAAGAAGAAGAGAAUGGGAGGGUUUGGAUAA